This is a messenger RNA of Eremomyces bilateralis CBS 781.70, 468 nucleotides long. RefSeq lists its product as uncharacterized. Lineage: Eukaryota; Fungi; Ascomycota; Dothideomycetes; Eremomycetales; Eremomycetaceae. The record is from RefSeq and is a predicted model, not a curated record. Bases 43 to 468 code for a protein of 141 amino acids. The transcript has a single exon.
AAUACCCACCCCUACUCGAACAAAUUAUCCAAACACCGCAAAAUGACCUCAAUCACCCACCAACCAACCAUCCACACCUACCACUGCCUCUGUACCCAACUCCUCCUCGCAACCCCCCACCCCCUCCCCACCUACCCUCGGCGCGCGCCCCCCUCCCUUGACCGCGCCUACAUCCUCCCUCUCUCUCCCUCCUCACCAACAACCGACCACCCCACGACAUCCCUCGCCCUCCCCGACACCACACCGCAAAUCAUCCGCCGCGCCGACGGGUUCGAGAGGCGCUAUUGGCAGCGCUGUGGGCGGUGUCGGUUGGUGGUGGGGUAUUUUCUAGGUCGGGCGCAGGGGGAUGCGGAAGGGGAGAGGGGGGUGGGGGCUGAGGGGCCGUGGGGGGAGGUGUUGUAUGUGUUCCCGGGGGGGUUGGUGGGGACGGAAGAGAUGGUGGGAGGGGGGGAGGGGGUGGUGCGGUGA